This is a messenger RNA of Metarhizium brunneum ARSEF 3297, 3123 nucleotides long. Lineage: Eukaryota; Fungi; Ascomycota; Sordariomycetes; Hypocreales; Clavicipitaceae. The record is from RefSeq and is a predicted model, not a curated record.
AUGGUUCGAUUCAAAAAGUCACGCAGCUCGGCGUUGAAAGACAAGACAUCUUCCGCCACUGCAGUCUCUUCGGCAUUGCCAUCAUCAUCACAACAGCCGCAACAGCUGCAACAGCGGCAACAGGCUUUUGGAAUCAAGACUCUGCAUGAGGAUGAAAACAGCACAAUAGACAUCUUAUUUGUGCAUGGCCUAAGGGGUCAUCGCGAGAACACUUGGAAGGCAAAGGACGCUUCAGAACCGUGGCCUCAAGCCUUACUGCCUGUUGAAAUUCCGAACGCACGGAUACUCACCUUUGGGUAUGACGCCGCCGUAACAGAUUUGGGGAGCAUGGUUUCGCAAAAUACCAUUGCAGGCCAUUCGGGGAAUUUGCUUUCUGCGCUCGCGACCCAUAGGAGAAAGAAUGCAACUGACCGUCCCAUAAUAUUUGUCUGCCAUAGCUUAGGUGGUCUUGUCUGCCAAGAUGCCCUGUCUUAUGCAAGUCAAAGCGACGAGCCGCAUCUCAAGCAAGUUUUUCAUUGCACUUGCGGGAUGAUAUUUCUUGGCACUCCGCACCAUGGUUCUGCUCUCGCACACUGGGCAAAAGCCUUAGCAGAGGCUUUUAAAAUUUUGCAUCAAACAAACUCCGAUAUUCUGGCUGUCCUAAAGAAAGAUUCUGAAGUUCUAGCGCGUGUCCAGAGCAGUUUCCAUAUCUUGAUGCGAUCGCGAAAAUACCCAUCAAAGCAAGGCCCAAAGAUCAACAUUACCUGCUUCUACGAGGAGCUGGCUGUGCUUGGCGUUGGUCAGGUCGUUCCAAAGGACUCCGCAAUCAUCCCUGGGUACAUAUCUAUCGAAAUUCGUGGCAAUCAUAUGGACAUGACGAAAUUUGGAGAUUCAAAUGACGCUGGAUUUGUAGCCGUCGCUGGGGAGCUGUCUCGAUGGUGCGAGGAAGUCUCUCUCUCCAAUGCCGCUGGCACCAGUGUAACAUCGUCGCGGGAAGGGUGCAAUAUGAUACCUUUUGAUAGAGACCCAAAGUUUGUCGGUCGAGAAGAUGUCAUAAAGGAGAUUGACCGACGGUUCGAGCAUCAGAGACAUGUUGCCCUAUGUGGCUUGGGCGGAGUAGGGAAAUCCCAAAUUGCCAUCGAAUACGCUUAUCGCUUCCAGCAAAAACACCCUGAUGCACACGUCUUCUGGGUUUAUAGCAUACAAAUCGGCCAAGAGGUUAAUGUUCUUCGACUAGUAUGUGAAGCACUCAGCAACAGCACAUGCGGCCAGUGGCUCUUAGUAUUGGACAACUUGGAUGACAUGAAAGUGUUGGAAAGUACGGCAGAAAGCCCGUUUCAGGUAGAAGAAGCUACGAAAUCGCCGCUGAAGGCUUACCUACCACGCAGUUCGAAGGGUUUGACGUUAACCACCACAAAGAAUUGCUUGGUCGGCAACUGGAUGACAGACAAUGAGAUAACCAGGAUUGAGCCACUGGACGAGUCCGACGCUGUAUUGUUAUUUCGAUCAUAUUUAGCCUCUGGUUAUAUGUCGGACUUCAAUGACUACCUUGAGCUAAACUGCCUUAAGCUGGUCAAGGCUUUGGAAUAUAUGCCUCUUGCAAUUACGCAGGCUGCCGCAUACAUACGGAAUAACGAGGUAUCACUUGACGAAUAUCUUGAGAUACUUCACAAAAGUGACGAGGAACUGAGCAGUCUCAUGGAUGAGGAGGAGAAAGACAGUAGGAGGGACUUUCAAAGCAAUUGUUCAAUCUUCCGAACAUGGAAAAUUUCUUUCGAUAUGAUUCGCCGAUCUUGGCCUCGCGCGGCAGAUAUAUUAUGCCUUAUGGCUGUUUUGGACAGGCAGGGAGUACCGGAAAGACUUCUAAAGUGCCAGAAAGAGCUCGAUGCUGAAUUUAAGAGAUCUCUCGGGAGACUAAAGGCCUUUUCGUUGAUCUCCGCAACAAAACUUGACGGUGACCUUGGCAUGCACCGACUGGUUCAGCUCGCUGUACGCGAGUGGAUCACGCGCGAUAAAGAGAUAUACAAAUACCAGGAAGAGGCCCUGGAGGUUAUGGCGCGUGAAUUCCCUCCUAUAACAUAUGAGAACUGGACUUGGUGUCAGGCAUUGCUUCCACAUGUAUUGGUGGUGAUCCGGUAUAAAACUUCUGAUGAGAUGAUUAUACCUCGCGCACGCCUUCUCCAAAAUUUGGGCAUAUACGGGGUGGAGGAAAGGAUGUGUGGUCUUGCAUUUGCGACACUAUCAGGGGCUCUAGCGCUGUGGUCAAAGUGUGUGGAACUUGAUAAGAAUGCUGACGCACUAGUAUGCCGUUUCUAUAUCGCAGUAACAUUAUUUGCGCAGGGCAAGUAUACGGAAGCCGAAGAACUGCACCGAAAAGUCUUGAAGUACCGUAUAGAGUCGCUGGGACAAGAUCACGAUGACACGUUGAAAAGUAUGUAUCAUAUUGCAAUAGAAUCGAUGGUCCGAAGAAAAUUCAAGGAAGCGAGGGAUAUGUGUCAGCAACUACUCGAAAAACAGAAAAAGAUUCUAGGCCUUGAGCAUCAAGAUACUAGGCGAACUAUAAACCUUCUUGGGGGAGCUCUUGUGGCGCUAGGAAGAUGUGACGAGGCCAUACAGAUGUAUGAACAAACAUUACAGUAUUGCAAGGACAAUAUUGGGCCUGAGAGCAAAGAGACACUCGCCGUAAUGAUUAGGCUUGGAGUUCUUCUCGUCGGCAGUCCAAGGCAUGAGGAAGGUACGCAGAUGUUGAAACAAGUAAUUGAGGUACGAAACAAAGUGCUUGGGCCUCAGCAUCCUUGGACACUUUCUGCCAUGGGUCACCUCUCAACUAGCUAUGCCAGCCUCGGAAAGCACGAUGAAGCCAAAGAGCUGCGCGAGAAAGUGGUUGCGCCACUUCUGGAAUGGUCUGGGCCUGAAAACAAAUCGAAAUUAGCGCAGAAGACCGACCUUGCCGCCGAGACCCUUUUCAUUCUGGACAACAUCGGGCAAGCUUUAGAGAAUCACAGGGAAUUUGUAAGGCACCACAAGGAGGGAUUGACUGUGAGGUCACAAGAGCUCCCAAUGCAACUAAUAACGGAUAUUAUGAGAAUAAUAGAAAGUAAACAAACUUGGAUUAAACUUCGAAGAGUAGAAAAUGGAAAAUAG